Molecule: messenger RNA, 2835 nt
Organism: Acanthosepion pharaonis
Lineage: Eukaryota; Metazoa; Mollusca; Cephalopoda; Sepiida; Sepiidae
Source: the annotation of a GenBank genome assembly
AUGUUUGUUUGCAACAGGUGGUUGGCAUUGGAUGAAGAUGAUGGACUUAUUCAGAGAACACUCUAUGAACAAAAGUCUUUGAGAGAAAUAGAACAACAAAAGCUUCCUUGGUUUGUGUUUGUUUACACUGGAUCCAAGAAAAAUGCUGGAACAAAUGCCAAUGUAAGCAUGGUUGUUUAUGGAGAUAAUGGCAAAUCAGAUCAGAUCUCUUUGGCUAACAACAACUCCAACUUUAAGCAGGGUGCUACUGAUGAGUUUAAAAUAAAUAUGAUUGACAUUGGAAUACCCUACAAGAUCAGAAUUUGGCAUAAUAAUUCUGGCAGCUUCUCAGGAUGGUUUCUAGAAAAGGUUGAACUUCGAAAUAUUGCAACUAAAAAAGAAUAUGUAUUUUACUGCAAUCGUUGGUUAGCAACUGAUGAAGAUGACAAUCAAAUCUUGCGAGAACUACCUGCCACUGGAGAAGGAAUAAAAAAACCAUUACCUGUGAUUACCUAUAAAGUUGAAGUGUACACUGGAGAUAUUCUUGGUGCAGGAACUGAUGCCAAUAUAUUCUUGAAUAUUUUGGGGGUAUUUGGAGAUACAGGAGAACGGUUUUUAACGGAUUCCAAAACAAACAAAAAUAAAUUUGAAAGACGAAAGAUGGAUGAAUUUCAAAUUGAAGCUGUGACAUUGAUGGAACUAAAAAAGAUCAGGAUUGGCCAUCACAGCAAACAUCCUGGAAGUGGCUGGUAUUUGAAUAAAGUCAUAAUCACUCCAAGUAAUGACCUGGACCACUCUUACACAUUUGAAUGUAAUCGUUGGCUGGCUGUUGAUGAAGAUGAUGGUGCAACAAUCCGAGAGAUUUUUACUGGAGGCUUUCAGAUGCUAAAGGCAACUACGUACAAUAUUCAGAUUAAGACUGGAGAUGUUAGAGGUGCCGGGACUGAUGCCAAUGUGUUCAUCAAAAUCUUUGGCAUCAAAGAUGACACAGAAAUAUUCAACUUGACUACUGCUGAAAACCAUACCAAUAAAUUUGAACGAGGACAUAUUGAUAUGUUUAAGAUUAAUGCUGCAGACAUUGGUGAGAUCAAAAAGAUCAAAAUAGGUCAUGACAAUAGUUUUCCUGGUGCUGGUUGGUUUCUUGAUAAAGUCAAAAUUGACAUUCCUUCAAAAGGAGAAUAUUAUAUCUUUGCUUGUCAUCGUUGGUUGGACACUGACGAAGAUGAUGGACAAACAGAAUUAUUUUUAAAACCAUCAAAAAUGGAAAAACGAGAAAAAUACUUAUCUUAUGAAGUGACAGUUUGGACAGGGAAUAAAAAUGGUGCUGGUACUGAUGCAAAUGUAUUUAUCAGACUGUUUGGGAAAAAAGGGAAGACUGAGAAGUACUUUCUGAGAAACAAAAAUGAUAAUUUUGAAGCAGGAAUGAUUGACAAAUUCAAGAUAGAAACUCGUGAUGUUGGCCAGUUACUGAAGAUCCAAGUUGGACAUGAUGGGAAAGGUGCCUUCUCUGAAUGGUUUCUAGAGAAAUUAUUAAUUCGACACUUCAGAACAGACAAAAAACAACAAAAACAUUCAUCCUAUGUCCAUGAUGAAAGAAAACAACUUUCGUCUCGGAAUGAAAACAUCAAAGACAAAACUGGAACAAAGUCUCAACAGUCAGCUAAAAAAGUUAGGCAAGAAGAUGAAAAGAGAUUAAAAGAUGACAUUGAAGAAUAUUGGUUUUUUGUCAACCAGUGGUUCUCAAAGCAUGACGAUGAUAAUGGAGCUCUUAUAAAAGAAUUUGUACCAACAGAUGCUGAAGGAAAACCUUUGCCAGGGAUGUCAGAAGAAAUUGAAUACACAGUGAAAGUCGUAACUGGUGAUGUAAUGGGUGCAGGAACAGAUGCCAAUGUAUUUGUGAAUAUCUAUGGGGAAUUGGGAGAUUCAGCUGAUCGACAACUGUCAAAAUCUGAUAAUCUCAAUAAAUUUGAAAGAAAUCAGGAAGAUGUCUUUACUUUGAAAGCUGUUGAUCUAGGUAAACUGUUGAAAUUAAAGAUCUACCAUGACAACAAAGGAGGAGGUGCAGCAUGGUUCCUUAAUCAUGUGGAGGUUAUCAAUUCUAAAACUAAAGACAGUUAUUUAUUUCCAUGUCAAAGAUGGUUAUCGACAAAAGAUGAUGAUGGACAGAUCUCAAGAGAGCUUGUACCUCUUAAUAAAAGAAAUCUUGAUAAAUCAGGUUCUAUCAGAGAAGAAGCUGCACUGGAAACAAAAGCAGCUGUAACAACAUUUUAUAUCAAAGUGAUAACAGGAAAUGUUUGGGGUGCUGGAACAGAUGCUAAUGUUUUCAUUAUUCUUUAUGGAGAUAUUGAUAAUACAGGACAAGUGUUUCUGAAAUCAUCACUUCAAAGUAAAAAUAAAUUUGAGAGAGGAAAUACUGAUGAAUUUGUUCUUGAAGCUGUUAACAUUGGAGAACUGAAAAAGAUAAAAAUUGGACAUGAUAAUGCUAGUUAUGGUGGCGCCUGGUUCCUUGAGAAAGUAAUCAUAGACUGCCCAUCACUCGGGAAGACAUGGACUUUCCCCUGUGGGCGUUGGCUGGCACUUGAUAAAGAUGAUGGCAAGUUGGAAAAGGAAUUGUACCCACAAGAGAUGGCCACUGAAAAAUAUAUUCCAUGUAUACCAUACGAGAUCACUACAUACACAGGUGAUGUAUCUGGUGCCUCUACAGAUGCAGAUGUCUUCAUUGUGCUUUAUGGUAAAACUUCAUCAACACAACAGAAAUUUCUUUGUGCUAAUAAGAAAGAAAGGAAGCAAAGAUUUAAAAGAAAUGGGGUUGAUAAAUUUGUUAUUGAAGUAAGUUUUUAUUAUUUUUUACUUUAA